This is a messenger RNA of Ogataea haglerorum, 2058 nucleotides long. RefSeq lists its product as uncharacterized. The coding region runs from base 1 to 2058 and encodes 685 amino acids. Gene Ontology annotation, molecular function: metalloaminopeptidase activity. The record is from RefSeq and is a predicted model, not a curated record. The transcript has a single exon. Lineage: Eukaryota; Fungi; Ascomycota; Pichiomycetes; Pichiales; Pichiaceae.
AUGGUUCCGCGUCCUCUUCUUGUUGAGGGCCCAGAGUAUGUGGACUCUGCUCAGGACGGUGGCGAGAUCAAAUUGGUUGAUUCUCACGAAAAGACAGUUUCCUGUUUCUACAGCCUGUGGUCGCUUUUCCACGGACGCCAUAAGGUUGCCCUGACUGACACAGAGACGAAGGCGGAGCAGAUCUACAAUGAACAGAAAUAUGAGAGGCCGGCGGCUGCUGACCGCGUGAACACCACGACCAGACUGACCCGUCUGAGAAGUCUAAUGAGAUCCUACGAGGUCGGCGUCUACAUUGUUCCGUCGCAGGAUGAGCAUCAAAGCGAGUACACCUCUCCCAAAGACCAGCGCCGCGAGUUUAUAUCAGGCUUCACCGGAAGUGCUGGAGUUGCCGUAGUCUCGCAGGACGACGCUGUGCUGUCGACCGAUGGCCGCUAUUUUCUCCAGGCAGAGCGGCAGCUGGACGAAAAUUGGAUUUUGCUCAAACAGGGAGUCCGAGGAGUUAUGACCUGGCAACAGUGGUGUAUUGAGAAGGCGAAGGUGUCUAAAUUUAAGACUAUUGCUGUGGAUCCACGACUGGUGGACUACAAACUUGGAACGUUCUUCCAGGAAAGAUGUCACAGCGCCAACAUCGAGUUCCUGCCCCUAAUGGACAACUUGGUCGACAAGGUGAUGAAAUAUGAGCACUACGAGCCGUCUAUUCCUCAGUUGGACUACAUUUUUGAGCACGAAAUGCGCUUCGCAGGCGAACACUCAGCAAGCAAGAUCGCGCGUGUCCAGAACUAUCUUCGAGAGACUGAUGCCUUUGCUGUGGUCGUGUCGCAACUUGAGGAAGUGGCAUGGCUUUUCAACCUUCGUGGCAGCUCUAUCCCGUACAAUCCGGUGUUUUUCUCGUACGCUAUCGUCAAGCUGGAUGGCGUUGAACUGUUUCUGGACAAGUCGAAGCUGACCCCGAGGGUGUCCAAAUAUCUAUCGACCAUUGCCGACCUCACCGUUUACAGCUACUCGCAAUUUUGGGAUAGUAUUCCCGCGCUAAGAAACCAGUCCACCGACUCCCGUGUUGUCGUGCUUUCCAACAGUUCCAGCUAUGCUCUAUAUAUGAACGUUGCUGCCGCAUUUGAGGUCAGAAACCGGUCUCUUAUCACCGAACUCAAAGGAAUCAAAAACCAAACGGAGAUAGAAGGCAACCGGUUUGCACAGCUCAAAGACUCGGUGGCACUGAUACGCACGUUUGCUUGGCUACACGAAGCAUUUUUGCCGCCUCGGGCACAGGUAGACGAGAUAGAGGUUGCUACGAAAGCCGCCCAUUAUCGGAGCCUCAUGCCCAACUUCAAAGGGCUCUCGUUUGAAACAAUAUCCAGCACAGGGCCAAACUCGUCGGUGAUCCAUUAUGCUCCGACGCUCGAAGAUUUCUCUGUGCUUGAUCCUGACCGAAUUUUCCUGCUGGACUCGGGUGCGCAGUACUUAGACGGAACUACAGAUAUUACUCGCACACUGCAUUUUAGCAAGCCGAGCUACGACGAGAUAGAAAAGUACACUUUGGUGCUGAAGGGCCAUCUGAACGUUGCCAUGCUUAAGUUCCCGCCCGGAACGUCGUCGUCGUACAUCGACUCUUUAGCUAGAAGACCGCUGGCAGAAAAGGGACUGAACUAUAACCACGGCACGGGCCACGGCAUUGAUACAUUUAUCUGUGUUCAUGCUGGGCCUUGCGGGUUGUCCCCAGCUGAGACAAGUUACAACUACAAGCCGUUGGAGCCUGGAAACUUUCUCAGCGACGAGCCGGGAUAUUACAGAGAUAACGAAUUUGGUGUCCGGAUAGAGAGCGAUUUGCUGGUCGUUGAUGCCGGAGAAUCGGACGGAACCAAGUUGUUGGCGUUUGAAUACUUCACUCUCGUUCCUUUCUGCAAGAACCUUAUCGACGUGAACCUGCUUGAGCCCGAGCAGGUCAGCUGGAUCAACGACUUCUACGACAAAAUCCGCACCUCUACUAUUCCUAUACUGGAGAAGCUUGGCGACACUAGGGCAAUUGAUUGGUUACUCAAAGAGACGGAGAAACUAUAG